AUGCUUGGGAAGCCAUUGAUACUCUACAUUGCGGCACAUGAACGUUCACUUGGAGCACUACUUGCUCAAGAGAAUGAGGAAGGAAAGGAACAAGCCUUGUACUACCUUAGUCGAACUCUGAUAGGAGCUGAGUUGAACUAUGCGCCUGUUGAGAAAAUAUGGUUAGCGUUACUUUACGCAAUAAAGAAGCUAAGGCAUUAUUUUGAAGCAUACACCAUCAAACUCAUCUCUCGAGCAGAUCCCGUAAAGUUUGUAAUGACUCAACUUGUUCUUUCUGGAUGCCUAGCAAGAUGGUCCAUAUUGUUUAACCAAUAUGAGAUCACAUACACACCUCAAAAAGAUGUGAAAGGACAAGCACUAGACAAUUUUCUGGCUUAUCACUCUCUUCCAGCGGAAUGGGAGCUUUCGGGUGAGUUUCAAGAUGAAGACGUUUUGUUCAUCAAAGAAUUGCCACCAUGGACAAUGUUCUUUGAUGGAUCUGCACGUCGUAACGGUGCGGGGGUGAAACAUGCUCCAACAAUGCCGCAGAGUACCAAACUUGAUCGUCGAUUCGAAAUAGCAUUAGAAAUGAAGAUUCUACAGUUGGAGAUCUACGACGACUCUAAGCUGAUCAUCAAUCAACUUUUGGGGAGUUACGAGGUAAAGAAGGAAGAUCUAUUGCCAUAUCAUCAAUAUGCUUCUUGUUUACUUGAAAAUUUCGACCAAGUGUUCUUAAACCACGUCCCAAGAGAAAAAAAUCACGAGGCUGAUGCUUUGGCUAACUUGUCCACGACGAUGGCACUUGGAGAGAAUGCAUCAACAAACGUAUUCACUGAUCAUUCGCAGUCUUCAGAUUUGUUCAAGCAAAAGGAUCUUAAUUUGAGGUAUCGGGUUGGAUGGAUUGAAUCUGGAUUGGCUUUGGUGAAGUUUGAGGCACUUAGUCUCUUUUAA
Nicotiana attenuata is the source of this 930-nucleotide messenger RNA. RefSeq lists its product as uncharacterized. Lineage: Eukaryota; Viridiplantae; Streptophyta; Magnoliopsida; Solanales; Solanaceae. Gene Ontology annotation, molecular function: RNA-DNA hybrid ribonuclease activity; nucleic acid binding. The transcript is spliced from 4 exons. Bases 1 to 930 code for a protein of 309 amino acids. The record is from RefSeq and is a predicted model, not a curated record.